Molecule: messenger RNA, 981 nt
Organism: Macrosteles quadrilineatus (aster leafhopper)
Lineage: Eukaryota; Metazoa; Arthropoda; Insecta; Hemiptera; Cicadellidae
Exons: 4
Coding region: 195-890 (231 amino acids)
Source: RefSeq, a predicted model, not a curated record
AGUCCAUGUUGUAACAGCACCGGUUUCCUCCCGGCCGUCGUGGAGUUAGACUUCCCAUGGGGGAUACGGUGGUAGGUGAGAAUGUAGCCAUCAUCUGUUGUGAUCUCAUGGGGUUCUACGGGGUAUCCCUGCUGCCGGAUGUAGUCUUCCUGUUAUAAAGAAUACAGAAAUAGGUUCUCCUUCAGAACUAUUGUAUGUUUCGGAUCGCUCUUCCGUUGGUACUGAACAGAAGGUCUGACGUCUUUCAAGUUCUACAAAAAUGUCCUUUUUCAUCAAUACAACCAGAAGAACUUUUGAAACAAGAACCUAAAAAGCCAGAGGUACCAAUAGAAUCUCCUAAACACGAAACUCUUAAGAUAGAGACGCUUCAAAAGGAGGUUGAAAAAAGCAUCAACCGAAUCCCGAAGAAUAGUUUGGGAAGUAUUGUUGCUAUAAGCUCUGAGCCUGUCAUAGAUUCUUCUAAGAUACCAGGAGAUAAUGAUAUCAAGCUUUCAGUCGUUGACAAAAGUUCUCAUCCUUUGAAGGUUGUUACUGUUGAAUCCAGCAACCAAAAGACUCUACUGAGGGCGUUUGUUUUGGAUAUCAUGCAAAUGCAAUACAGUUUGGGUGUGCUGUUGGCAAAGGCACGGGUGAAGGUGACAGAACAAAUCCAAAAAACCAGAACCAACCGGAACGCUUCGGGCCCGAUUUGGGCUGAACUUAAACAUAAGGAGGUUGAACUCUUUGUGAAAAAGAACGAACCAAAACCUAAAGAGGAGCCCCUUGAAAUUCCUCCCUUAAAGUCCAACUUGGGGGAAGCUAUUCAGCAGAAUUUGCCAGCCUGGCAAAAAUCUAUUUCUAUCUCGCUUGGAAAUUUACAAAAAACUGUCGUCAAAAAACUAGCAAAGUAAUUUGUUUUAUUUAUUAUACCUAAAUUUUGUAGUUAUUGUUAUGUUUUGUUAUGACUCUUGAAAUGUAAAAAAUUAUAUGUGUUUGAAUUGA